AUGGAGUCUCAGAUCUUGAUCCUCACAGAGAAAGAGUACAAAAAAUACCAAGCCAAUCUAGAAGAAAUGUCAUAUAGAAGCCCAAAUUUACCGUCACCAAUAUUUGUCAGCACAGAUUAUGAAGAAAAAGUUGAUAGUAAAGCUGCGGAAAAAUUACUCCAAGAUGAAACCAAGAAAAAUUACUUGUCAAUACUCAAAGACUUAAGCUUAUCACUAGACCCAUCCAAGCCAAAGCUAAAAAUCCAGCCUAUUAAUAUAAAUGAGAAUGAAAAUAUAUUCUUUUCUUACCUGAAUUCUAUAUAACUCCUAUUACUACUAAACAUAAAAGCCCAUUUUCAUAUAUAUUUAGAAUAAAUAAAAAAUACCAAGAUGAAGUCUCCAAACGGCUGUCUCAAAGAACACCCACUGCAAAACCUAAAAGUAAAAAAAGAAGGAUUUUAAAAUCCGCAAGAGUUUCUCAGUAUGCUACCUGCAAUAAUAGCUUUGAAAGAAAAACUCCGAGCACCCACGAAUCUAUUAUUGAAAGACACAAAGAAAAACUGAUAGAUCUUUUAAAUGAUGACAAUCUAGAAAAUCUUCUAGCUAACAAGGAGAAAAAAGAAAGGUGUAAAAGGCCUCUAUCUUUGCAGAUAGACGAUAUUAAGCUAGCACCAGAAAUUACUGAUAGAACCCAAACAACAUUGACGAGGCCUUCGACAGCGAGAAAACCAAGCAAAAGAAUUUUGAAAAAAUUUAUGAGCCAAGUAUUACCAUAUAUUCCUAUUGAUACUUUGAGCACAAAUCCUGAUACUCCAAUGCAUGCUAAAGAAUCGGUGAAGUCAAAAACAGUUAAAAAAAGAAAGCACGUUAAGCAGCUUUCAGACAGUACGCUGGUUCUUAAUAUAGUCUGAGCCUUUUUAUGGUUAGGGCUGUGCUGAUUGCUGUUGAUGUAAUUCAAGGAGAACAAACCAGCAUUUAUUAGUAAAAACAACUAUGAGUGAUAUCGAAAGUCGUCAGCACAGCUUAGGCCAGACUCAGGAUAUAUACAAAAAAGCUUAAUUGGCGCUAAUAGAUUGGCAAUAAAUAAUGAAAAAAUCCAAGAAAAACAAAUUUUUGAUAGGAUUUUGAAUGAAAUUAAGCAGGAAUUUAAAAUCAAUCAAAAAGAACAGUCUUCUAAUAUCAUUGAGCUCAUGCAAAUAAUGUUUAAGGUUAAGCCAGAGCUAGGGGAUAUUAUUAAUCCAAAAGAAAUCACAAAAUAUAAGUCUCUCCAUGAAAGACUUUAUCACUUGAUGAAAGAAAACCCAUCAAAACUGUAUCGAAUAAUUUCAGAUGAGGAAACCAGGCUUAAUACUAAUAGAAAUAGGUUUGAGACUGAUGACUGAACAGAAGAGCAAGAAGCUGCCUUUAGGUCAAUGCUUAGAAAAACACAUAGUUUUAACUCAUUAACAAAAACCAGAAUUUUCAAAGAGGCAGAAAAAAACCUACCAGAAACCCGCACAACUUUAGAUAUGGAGUGAAAAUAUGACAAGCAUUCCCCUUGGGCCAAUGAUUUUGAUUAUAAUGAAGAACAAAACCUGGCAUCCAGCCAAACCUCAAAGCAUGCCAAAAAAUCGUCAAUUUCAAAUCUGAGACAAGAAUGCAAAGGCCUUACUCCUGAAGAAUACAAUUUAAUGAAAUUUAAAGAACUGCAAGAAAAAACAGGCGAUUUCACACUUGGGUUCAAUGCUUUGCAGAAAAAAGCUGAAAAAAUUGACAAAAUUAAUGAAGUUAAAGAAGCAAUAACAGGCUAUAAAAUUUUUAGUGAUUGAAAACAUAACAAGGAUGAGCUGGAAAAAGCAAAAAAUAAAUUAGCAAGCCAUAUAUCCCACACACUAUUUAUUUUCUUAUAGUAAAUAUAUACAUAAAUUACUUUAUUUUAUAAGAAAAUAGUAUAAUUGAAGAAGGAAACGCAGAGGUAAAAAAACUAAACCAAGCCCGCUAUUCUUAUUUAUCAGCAAAAGUUGCUAGACAACGAGCACACAAAGAGCUGCAAGAUAAGCUAAUUCAAAGAGCAGAAAAAAUGAGAAAAGAGCUCAGGGAAAGGCAAAAAACUUUUCAAAUGCUAGUUCUGGUAUAUAGAAAAAUCUGCAGAGAUUUAUAUAGGCUCGACGAUAAAAAGCCUAAGCGAGCUUUGCUAAACAGCCAAUACCCCUUACUCUCCCCCCCCCCCCCUCCGUGAGCGAACAAAAAAAUUUUGUUCGCUCACGGAGGGGGGUUAAUUUUUGUUUUUUAAAAAAAAUUUAUAUAUAAAUUUUAUAAAAAAUAUUUUUUUCGAAAUUUAAAAAAAAUCCUAAUUUGCAAAAAUUGGGGGAAGCAAAUAUUAAUUUAAUUUGCAAAAUUUAUGUUUUAAAACGCAAUUUGUUUAAAAUUAAACAGAAUUAGCUCUAGAUUUCAUUAUACUAAUUAUCACUUAUAUAUCAAAAUUUUUUUCCAUUAAAAUUUUUUCUAUUAAAAAAAUUUUUGUUCACUCACGGAGGGUGGGUUUUUGGUCAAAAAAUGGCGAUUUUUCUAAUGGUUUUGUUCGCUCACGGAGGGGGGGGGGGAGUUAGGCUCCCCUUUAUUCAAACAGUCAAUGAUCAAGCUUGGCUAUCUCCCUGAAGCUUAUAACCCUAGCCCUGCACCCCCUCAUGAAUUUGACCCAGCCUCUAUAAAACGUAUAAAAACGAGUAUUCCUAAGGAAAGCCUUGUCCAUAUUUCUCUAUGAAACCUUCAUAACCAAAGCUCAAACGACAAAAAACAAGACAAAAAUGAAAUGGCGUCUAAAAUAAAAGCAUUAAUAAGAGGCUUCGUCGUCAGAAAAAGAGUUGCCAAAAUCAAAAAAGGUGCAGCCGUUAUAAAACGAUCAUUUGUGAGGUAUAAAACCAAAAAAUUUAUACUGACAGCUCUAUUAGUGGAGCAUUUAUCUAGCGGAAAUAAGCUGCUUGGAGAGCUUUUUACGCGUUAUAGGGAAACUUUUAUUUAUAAUAGAGUGCUAAAAGAAGUUGUCAGUUCUCCGUUUAUUCAAAAACUGCUUAUAGAAAGAAGAAAACAGAAAAAUUUGCCGACAAAAAGCCCACAAAAUUUAAUUAAUUGUUUUGCAGCUGGCUCAUCUAGUAAAACGCCACUAUGCCCGAAAAGUGAUAGGUCUAAAAGAAAACAUAUCACAUUUACUAUGAAAUCAGAAACAGAAGCAUAUAAAAUAAACAAUAAAAUCAAAUCGCCCAGAUUUGCAUUACAAAGAAAAAGUACCACAAAUAUACCAAGUUCUCCUAUUAUAAAAGAACUUCCUGAUAGUGUACAAAUUUAUUUGAAAACUCUGCCAAUUAAAAAAGGCUAG
This is a messenger RNA of Blepharisma stoltei, 3334 nucleotides long. NCBI's taxonomy places the organism in Eukaryota, Ciliophora, Heterotrichea, Heterotrichida, Blepharismidae. The record is from the annotation of a GenBank genome assembly.